CCGCUUUAAGUCAUUCAUCACUCGGCAAAUGUUUUCAUCACCUUCUGGUGUUUAAGAGUGAUCUUAUAGAAUUAUGUACUGUGGGUAGAUUUUUUUAGGGGAUUUGUGCCGUGGGAGUUCAGAAUUCUAGAGCAUUCAUGCUCUGCAAUCUUCUUGUGAGUUUCAUUAAUUUCUCCCGACUUUUUGGGGGGUGAGUUGGUGUGACUGUUGGACAAGUUGAGAAGCAAAAGAUAAGGUGUUAGCAGAGAAUUUUCCGAGUUUUACUGAAAUCUUACAGGAUAUUUUGUAAAUCAGAUUACAUUUGGUUUUGUUUCCAUUUGAAAAGAGCGUGGGCUUUACUGAUCGGUGGAUUGCUAUAUCAUAAUUAGACAAACAGAAAUUGUCAGAGGCAAAUUCAGCAAAAUGACGGUCACUCCAAAAAUUUCCAUUGUGGAUGGCAAUCUGGUUGUGCAUGGGAAGACCAUACUGACAGGCGUUCCAGACAAUGUAAUACUAACACCCGGCUCGGGAGUCGGGCUAGUGCAAGGUGCAUUCAUCGGAGCCACUUCCACUGAGAGCAAAAGCCAUCAUGUUUUCCCCAUGGGGAAGCUCGAUGGUCUCCGAUUUAUGUGCUUGUUCCGCUUUAAGUUGUGGUGGAUGACACAGCGGAUGGGAAGAUGUGGAAAAGAUGUUCCCCUGGAAACCCAAUUCAUGCUUGUGGAGAGCAAGUAUGGGUCUCCUCUGACUGGACAAGAUGAUCUUAGCGAAGAGGAGCAGACCGUAUACACGGUCUUCCUUCCUCUCAUAGAAGGACAAUUUAGAGCUGUUCUGCAAGGCAAUGAAAGAGAUGAAAUCGAGAUCUGCCUGGAAAGUGGGGAUGCUACUGUGAAAACCAACCAGGGGCUACUUUCAGUGUACAUGCAUGCAGGAUUGGAUCCAUUUGAAGUUAUUGGAGACGCUGUCAAGGCCGUUGAAAGACACUUGCAAACAUUUCAACACCGUGAGAAGAAAAAGUUGCCUGAUUUUGUGAAUUGGUUUGGAUGGUGCACAUGGGAUGCGUUUUAUACUGAUGUCACUGCAGAGGGUGUGGAUGAAGGCUUGAAAAGCCUUUCAGAGGGAGGCACCCCUCCACGUUUCUUGAUCAUUGACGAUGGUUGGCAACAGAUUGGCAGUGAAGUGGAAGAUUCCAAGGCUACUGUACAGGAAGGGGCACAGUUUGCUAGUCGAUUGACUGGAAUUAAAGAGAAUUACAAGUUCCAAAAGCAGCGCAAGGGAACUGAAAUAACGAAAGACCCCCCUAGCCUCAAACAUGUUGUAGAAGAAGCAAAGGAACACCACAGUGUCAAAUAUGUUUAUGUCUGGCAUGCACUUACUGGAUACUGGGGUGGAGUCAAACCUGCUGCUGCUGGAAUGGAACAUUAUGAUACGACUCUUGCUUACCCUGUUCAGUCGCCUGGUGUAAUAGGCAAUCAGCCAGAUGUUGUUAUGGACAGCCUGUCAGUUUAUGGAUUAGGACUAGUCCCUCCUAAGAAGGUUUUCAAUUUCUACAAUGAACUACAUAGUUACCUGGCAUCAGCAGGUGUGGAUGGUGUUAAAGUAGAUGUACAAAACAUUAUUGAGACUUUAGGUGCAGGCCACGGAGGCCGUGUUUCUAUUACAAAGCAAUAUCAUCAAGCAUUAGAGGCAUCCAUUACUCGCAACUUCCCUGAUAAUGGAUGUAUUGCUUGCAUGUGCCACAACACUGAUGGACUUUACAGUGCAAAGCAGACAGCAAUUGUUAGAGCUUCAGACGACUUCUAUCCAAGGGAUCCAGCAUCACAUACCAUCCAUAUUUCAUCUGUUGCAUACAAUACUAUGUUCCUUGGAGAGUUCAUGUUCCCUGAUUGGGACAUGUUUCAUAGCUUACACCCAUCAGCUGAAUAUCAUGGUGCUGCACGAGCCGUUGGUGGCUGUGCAAUUUAUGUCAGUGACAAACCCGGCAUUCACAACUUUGACCUCUUGAAAAAGCUUGUCCUCCCAGAUGGCUCUGUGCUACGCGCACGACUGCCUGGAAGGCCAACUCGUGACUGCAUCUUUGUGGAUCCAGCUAGAGAUGGGAAAAGCUUGCUGAAAAUAUGGAACUUGACCAAGUAUACUGGAUUGGUGGGUGUCUUCAAUUGCCAAGGUGCAGGGUGGUGCAAAGUUGAGAAGAAGAAUCGUGUUCAUGAUAAAUCUCCCAUGGCCUUAAGUGGUAGCGUGCGCUCUAUAGAUGUUGACCUCCUUCCACAAAUUGCUGGUGAUGGUUGGAGUGGAGAUUGCGUUUUCUAUGGUCACAAAUCAGGGGAGUUGAUUAAACUUCCAAAGGGUGCUGCUAUUCCUGUCACAUUAAAAGUGCUUGAAUAUGAGCUAUAUACAGUCUCUCCCAUCAAGAACAUUACACCCCAAAUUUCUUUUGCUGCGAUUGGCCUUACCAACAUGUUUAACUCUGGUGGAGCAAUUGAUGAACUGGAUGUACAUGGAGAAUCCAAAUCUGGAGAACUCUCUGAUGGCUUUGUUGAAGUCAAAAUGAAAGUUCGUGGGUGUGGUAGUUUAGGGGCAUAUUCUACACAAAGGCCCAAACGGUGCUGGAUUGAUUCACUGGAGACAGACUUCACAUAUGAUUCUGCAACUGGUUUAUUGACACUUGAAAUUCCUGUACCCAAAGAAGAAAUGUAUAGAUGGGAGGUGAAAAUUGAAAUUUAAGUGGCACUACUUCUUCCCUUGAAAGGAUCAUUCCAAUUACUUGUUGGCUAUCGUCUUGGCCACAGUACUAAAAGUUGUAGGAACUUCCAAUGCCCCUUGGAAGUCUGGAAAUUGAAUAAAGUAUCUAUAGUGAGUAGGAUAAUGUAGAAGGGUAGCUUGUAAAGAGCGAGGCACUUUAUUUUCAAAAUAUCUGCAUUUACAUCUGAUAAAUUUUCUAGCAGUGGGUGUGAAUGUAAAGAAGCUCUGAAUGAUCAACUCUACCUGGCAUUGGAACCACUUGAGUGACAACUGCUAAGGUGGAUAUGGGUCUAAGUAAAGCUGUACAAGAGUUCACUUUGUGUUUAUUAUAGAAUAAGAUGAUGUUCAGCUUCUAA
Messenger RNA from Cryptomeria japonica (Japanese cedar), 3074 nucleotides. RefSeq names its product probable galactinol--sucrose galactosyltransferase 2. The record is from RefSeq and is a predicted model, not a curated record. The coding region runs from base 403 to 2700 and encodes 765 amino acids. NCBI's taxonomy places the organism in Eukaryota, Viridiplantae, Streptophyta, Pinopsida, Cupressales, Cupressaceae. Gene Ontology annotation, molecular function: raffinose alpha-galactosidase activity. The transcript is spliced from 15 exons.